Molecule: messenger RNA, 602 nt
Organism: Sinocyclocheilus rhinocerous
Lineage: Eukaryota; Metazoa; Chordata; Actinopteri; Cypriniformes; Cyprinidae
Product: putative zinc finger protein 702
Exons: 3
Coding region: 44-601 (185 amino acids)
Biological process (GO): regulation of transcription by RNA polymerase II
Molecular function (GO): RNA polymerase II cis-regulatory region sequence-specific DNA binding; DNA-binding transcription factor activity, RNA polymerase II-specific
Source: RefSeq, a predicted model, not a curated record
AGCAUUCAAAGUGAAACAAGAAUAUACUGAGGAACAAACAGAAAUGGCGUUUAUUAAAGAGGAGCGUGAAGAAAUGAAGAUUGAAGAGGCAUUCAGAGUCAAACAUGAAGAUACUGAGGAACAAACAGAUCUGAUGUCUUUGAAAGAGGAGAGUCAAGAACUGAAUGAAGUAGAACCGAAAGAUCAAUAUGAAAAACAUAAUUUCAUGACUGGAGAAAAAUUCAUACAGACUGGAACGUCUUCCUCCAGAAAAAAGGUGAAGUAUUUCACUUGCCAUCAAUGUGGACAGUGUUUCAAUCAUAAACGUAAACUUAAAGCCCACAUGAGAGUUCACCCUGGAGAGAAGACUUACACAUGCAAUCAGUGUGGAAAGAGCUUCACAUCAGAACUAAACCUUAGGAAUCACAUGAGGAUUCACACUGAAGAGAAGCCUUACACCUGCAAACAGUGUGGAAAGAGCUACAGUCAAAAAACAAUCCUUCAGUCUCACAUGAUGAUUCACACCAGAAAGAAGCCUUUCCCAUGUCUUAAGUGUGAUAGGAGAUUCAUAUAUAAAAAAGACUUGAAACUUCAUUUGCAAACACAUUCUGGAAAGAAAUAGC